AUGCUUCCUGCAUGGAUCAACUCCAAAAAAUCCGAGAUUCUUGUUUUUCAGGGUAACUAUGAGGCGAUUGGGAGAUUGAGCUUGUUUGCCGCAGAAUUAGGAGACAAGAUUGAGGAGAGGAAAAGACUGUUGGCCUAUAUGCCCUACAAGCCGGUUUUACCCACCAGCUGCCAUCUACCGUUCUCGUUAAACACGAUAGAAGUACUCAGGCAUAUCGCCAUCCAGGCUUUGCAUGGAAGCAUAUCUCGACCCUCGGUCGGAUUAGUCGCUGAAUUGGUGCGAAGUUUUACCACGGCAUCGACCUGUGCAGAUUGGUUCAAGAUCCUGGAAACGAUAUGCAGUCAACUUUCCGAACUCUACAUCAUUUUUGACCUUGGUUUUCACGCUACCGAGGAGCAUGAGUUGCAGCAUUGGCUUCCUGCUUUCCAGGACCUAUUGGGGAAAGUCGAGACUAUUUCUCCACACACUAUCAUCCGGGUGAUGAUAGUCUCCUGUCGGGUUUUGAAAGCACCGCAAACUUCGAAAUACGUGUCCACCAUAGGAGUCACCCCUUUAAACAUGCACCCAGAUCUUAUUCGCACCAGAAACUUUAAUCAACCAGAUAUCCCACAAAAUCUAUGGAUGGAACUGACAGCUUUAGCAUCUCACACGGCGGACCAAACCUCCUCUCCUGAGACAAGCACCACAGCACAGCAAGAGGCUAUGAAUCUCAUUCAUGUCUUCGACUCAACAUUCCAUAACAAAAGUCGAAACCAAGCCGUUACUCAGGGACGGCAGCGAAAACAUGAGACUGAGGGGAAUUCUGAAACUGGGGCGUCUGAUCAUGAUCUUCACCCAGUUUUUACUCAAAUAUAUCAAGGAAAGGAUGCCGCAAACAGUGGUUCCAAGUUGGAAUUUGGAAUCACAAGUUCAGGACAGGAGAAAACCCCCGGUGAAGUCACACAAAGAGCACAAAAAGAAACAAAAAACACUUCUGGGACCAAAGACUCCGCCCCUGCCGAUGUGAAGGACUUCAACAUAGCCAUAUACUGCGCACUUCCUCUGGAAGCUGACGCGAUGAUAUAUCUCUUCGAUAAGAUCUGGGACGGGAGACAAUAUCCAAAAGCCCAUGUGGAUCAGAAUUCGUAUACGUUUGGAGUUAUUAGUGGUCAAAACAUUAUCCUGGUGCAUUUGGCGAGCAUGGGAAAGAAUUCGGCCGCGAUUGCAGCUUCCGGCUGCCGUUUUAGCUUCCCCAAUAUCACAAUAUCUCUUGUAGUAGGAAUCUGCGGCGGGGUGCCCUUUGGAGCAAGAGGUAGAAUUGAGCGUGUCCUAGGCGAUGUCAUCAUAAGCGAGGGCUUGGUUCAGCUCGAUCUGGGCCGACGAUACCCUGGUCGUUUUGCCAGGAAACGCACUCCUCAAGAGAACUUACCACGGCCUUGUUAUCAACUGAGAGGCUUUCUCGCGAGGCUUAAAAGCUCUCAGAAAUUCUGCUCAUUAACAGAGAAGACAAACCAGUACCUCGAGAAUCUUCAUUCACAAACAGUUGCAUUGGGUAACUUUAUUUAUGAAUAUCCUGGGGCUGGAAGAGACGUGUUGUUUCCGCCUUCAUAUUUGCACAAGCACAAGACUUCGGCUCAAUGCCCCUCGUGGGAACGUCCCUGUGGGAUAGAGAACGGGAGCUGCAGGGAAGCGGAAACUUUGACCUGUGAAGACCUGGGUUGCGAAACUCAGAGGGUUAUUCCUCGAAAGCGAUUGACCCCGCGCAGCUUAGAAGAAUCAAGGGCCUCCCAGGGAGAAAUUAGACCAAGUUUUAGCACCGUUAUUCAUAUUGGGAAAGUUGGGUCGGGAGACACGGUUAUGAAAUCUGGCGAAGAGCGCGAACGCAUCGCCCGAGAGGAAGACAUUAUAGCCUUUGAAAUGGAGGGAGUAGGACCAUGGGAAUAUGGACCUUGCCUCAUUAUUAAAGGUAUCUGCGACUAUGCCGACUGUCACAAAUCCAAAGUUUGGCAAAAUUAUGCCGCAGCAGCUGCGGCAGCUUGUACAAAAGCCCUUCUGGAGCAGUGGGAUGCUCCUUGCUCUCUUUAA
Clonostachys byssicola is the source of this 2064-nucleotide messenger RNA. The record is from the annotation of a GenBank genome assembly. NCBI's taxonomy places the organism in Eukaryota, Fungi, Ascomycota, Sordariomycetes, Hypocreales, Bionectriaceae.